AUGUCAUCGGAAGAAUUCAAAGGACUUCCAAUCAAACGAGAUAUUUCUUCCACUAUUCAUACUGACAGACCUCCUGCAUUAUCUGCCCCUCCAUGCGUUGGUUCUACUGGAAAUGAUAAGAUACAAGUGCUGCCGAUUCCCAAGAAAUCUAGGACCAUCAAGACCGAUAAACCAAGGCCUUUCCUGUGUCACAUCUGUACAAGAGGGUUCGUGAGACAAGAGCAUUUAAAACGACAUCAAAGAGCGCAUACCAACGAGAAACCCUUUCUCUGUGUCUUUUGCGGAAGAUGUUUUGCGAGAAGGGAUCUGGUCUUGCGGCAUCAACAUAAACUACAUUCAGCACUGGUUUCCAAAGAAUCCAUAAAUUCCAAAGAUAAAACUGAAAUAGACGCUAUCAACGAUAAAAAUAUAAUCCAGAUCCAAGGCAAUAAGCAAACAAUUUUACCGACGCCAAGCAAUCCUUUAGCGAAGACGGCAGCACAGUUAAAAAAGGCUGCCAAAGAGAAAAAAAACGGGAAGCAAGGCAAAUUAGAUAUGAGUCCCUCAUACAGUACCAAUAGCCGUAGUGCAGACAUUUCUUCCUCGGUGGGGAACUCAUCAACGCCUACCGUAAUUGAAGAGGCAAACCCAUCUUCGCAUUUUCCCCCUCCAGAUACAAAUAUUCCGACAAAAUCUAAGAGGCAUGCAUCAUUUUCAGCAUCAAGCGCAUUCACAUAUAGUUCAGAUAACUUCCAAAAGCUCCACCAACAAACGAAAUCAGACUUCGAUGAGCUACAGGAAAGUGUUCCUCACCAGGUCGGCUUUUCUACACCCCAGUUAACGGCACAACAACUUAUAGAAAACGCUAUUGAAUCUGGUGUUGUAGAUUUGGAAACCUUGGAUUUGCCGCCUUUUUUAUCAUUAGAUGGCUUACCGCCUGCGAGCUCAAGUGCGGCUGUAGCAGCAUCCGAACAAAUAGAUAUCUAUCCUUCUUCUGCGACGGACACUAUCUCAGGCACUAAUACCACUCCAAAUCAAGCAGCAACAGCCCCUCCUUCUCAAUUACCCAUAGGAAGGGAAAGCAGCUCUUUGUUUUUGGCAAACACUCCCUAUUUAUCUGAUUUUUUGACAAUGGGCUCUUCCUACGGUGGUUCUGGAGGUUUUGUCAAAUCUAUUACUGCUGAUCCUAGUUUGGAUUAUUUCAACUAUAAGAACCAUCCUCAUUCAGAUAUAAGGCACAACAAUAGUUCCAGUAGUAUCAAUAAUAACGCUAAUAAAAAUAACAAUGACCCAAUUGAAAAAUCUCAAAACAAUAAUAACGCAAUCGAUGAAGCUAUUGACGACACUGAUAUCCACGCUCACCACGCGGAUGCUCAUGAUGACUCCUUCAUAGAAAGUGAAGAGUGGCUCUCCAAGUUUAUUAUGGACUCUCAGAUUGAUAAUGAUUUAAAACUAAAUAUAAGCCAUUUUAACGAUAUAGGGUUUAACAAUUUGCACUCUCAAAAUCCUACGACCCAUUCAGAACCAAGAAAUAUGUAUAAUGAAAACAGAGACAUACACCGAUCUUCCAAUACGUUCCAUUCCGUAUCGGAAAAUAUCUCUCCAAGAGAACAAUUUUCCCUGUUUAAAGCUAAACCAAACAAGGCCAUUUCAAAAUUUCUGUCUGACGAGAAAAUUCCCUCCACAGCGUCACCUUCUUCGUCUGCUUCGCCAGUUCAGUUUGGUAAAAAAAAUGUUGAUAUCAACGAAUUUUUAUUAGACGAGUCCGUUUCUAACUUAUUCACUACUAGACAAAUUGAUUUAUUCAAGAAAAAUGUGAACCUAUAUUCACCAUUACUUCAAAAUCAAAAUGCAGUGUCACCUACAAAUUCGACACCAUCAUUAAGCACACGGACUGUAGUGACAAAAAUAAAGCCAGGGUGGAUGGACUCCUCCGAAAAAUUGGCUUUCUUUACAGAAAAGUUAAGAAAUUUGAUUAUUAAAGAAAACAAUCUAAAGUCUAAUUUGUUCCCCACUGUUGACGAGCUGAAUCAUUAUGUCAAUUUAUAUCAAGUGGAAUUUCAUAAGUACUUUCCCUUCAUUCAUUUAUAUUCAAUUAUACCAUCAGGUGAAAAUUAUCCUUUAGUGAUAUCCAUAAGUAUGAUUGGUGCCCUUUACGGAUUCCACUCCACACACGCGCUACUAUUGUCCAAAAUAGCAAGGAAGAGGGUGAGAAUAUUUCUAGAAAGCACUCGAAGCAGUCACGACAAGACACCAAUUUGGCUAAUGCAAUCUUUAGUCUUACUAACGUUUACCAGUAUUUUCUCCAAUGAUAUGAAUGCUUUUAGAACUGUGAAUACCCAAAUAAUAAUUUUGGUUCAAUUAAUUAAAAUCGCAAAGUUGAACUUCCCGUUAGAAAACUUCAUCAAGCCACCGAUCGAAAGUGACCAUGUUUUGGAAUAUCAAGAUAACCCCACUGUUUUGAACCAAUUUAAAGCUCAAUAUAAUACCCGGGAACAAAUGAACAGAAAUUUUAAAUAUUUUAUCUUAGCUCAAUCAAGAAUAAGAAUAUGCCACAUUGUCCUCCUGAUUUCUAACCUCUUCAAAUCUUUAGUGGAUUUCGAUUGCUGUUUCCAUUCCAUUGAUUUGAAAUGUGGUGUUCCCUGUUACAACGAGGUGUUGUUCUUUUGCGAAAAUUCGAAAGUUUGGAAUGAGAACUUGACAAGAUUCAAUGUCGUUUUGGAUUCCAAGUUUUCGCUAAUUGAAGUUUCCAAUGGUGAAUCAAACUACGAGAAGUGCUUAAUGUAUUUAUCAAACGGUAAUCCCUAUCUUUAUAAAAACGCUAAGGUUUCAUUCAAGACUUUGCUAUCUUUACUGAUCUCUAUUCAUGAAAAGAUAAACAUUGAGAGAGAUGCGUUGAAAGAUAGUUACGAAGGUGAUUUCCAUGCGAAAAAUGUUCAAUGGAGGAUGCAUUCAAGGCCCUUGGUUGCUACAAUGUUAAAACACUGGGAACUACUUUACAUCAAGAAUGGUGGGGUAUUGGCCCUCAAUGACGAAAACCUGCCGAUAAUAAAUACGAAUCCGUCAUUUAGAUUGAUAAUUCCCUUGUAUUUCUUCGCAAAACUAAGGAAAUGUCUUGAUAUAGCCCCAACACUAAGAUGCAUUUGGAACCAGGAUUGGAACUCGAUGAAUAGCUCUUUAGAAAAAGUUUGUUAUGAGUGGGAAUCAUUACGAGAAGCCACAGAGUACGCCGUGUCCGUUGUUACUUUUUGGAUUGACACGGUAACUAUAAUGAAAGGGAAAUCGACGCAAACUCCAAUCUUCACUAUUACUUGUAUUUUUGUUUCGAUCUUAGUCAUAGCUGGGUAUAUGAGGAGAUUAGAAGACUUUGCACAAAACCAAAAUAGUGAUAGUAUGAUUGGUAGUUUGAAAAGUAGUGACAGGAUUUUGUGGCUAAAAGCUUUCAAAGCUUUGAAGAGAAUCGAAUCACAUUUAUCUGAAAGAGAAUAUAAACUACAAACAUUUGCUGAGUUUUUGAGGGUUCCAGAUAAUGGAAGUCUAGAUAUCGAGAAUUUGGAUUCUUCUCUAAUAGAAAAAACUUUGAAUCCUCAUGAUGCUAGCAAUGAAGCGCUAGAUAUAAUCACGAGAACAAGAUUAUCAUCGAGAACACUGUAUUGCGGUGCUAGAAUCCUUGGCGACACGCCAGUCUGGCCUGUAUCUUUAUUGUUUGCUCAUGCCUUACAAUCUAGGGCUAUUUACAAUAUUAAUCACAGGAAAUCAGUAAACAACGUAUAG
Messenger RNA from Saccharomyces paradoxus, 3753 nucleotides. It is a transcript of the gene TDA9, whose product is annotated as Tda9p. Gene Ontology annotation, molecular function: DNA-binding transcription factor activity, RNA polymerase II-specific; RNA polymerase II cis-regulatory region sequence-specific DNA binding. Gene Ontology annotation, cellular component: chromatin. Bases 1 to 3753 code for a protein of 1250 amino acids. Gene Ontology annotation, biological process: regulation of transcription by RNA polymerase II. The transcript has a single exon. The record is from RefSeq and is a predicted model, not a curated record. NCBI's taxonomy places the organism in Eukaryota, Fungi, Ascomycota, Saccharomycetes, Saccharomycetales, Saccharomycetaceae.